Messenger RNA from Sinocyclocheilus grahami, 926 nucleotides. RefSeq names its product probable 28S rRNA (cytosine-C(5))-methyltransferase. Gene Ontology annotation, cellular component: nucleolus. The coding region runs from base 114 to 845 and encodes 243 amino acids. Gene Ontology annotation, molecular function: RNA methyltransferase activity. Lineage: Eukaryota; Metazoa; Chordata; Actinopteri; Cypriniformes; Cyprinidae. Gene Ontology annotation, biological process: rRNA base methylation. The transcript has 7 exons. The record is from RefSeq and is a predicted model, not a curated record.
AAAAUAACCAGGCAAAUAUGAAAAACGUGGGUAGUGCAUUUGCUCCAGAAGAUUAAGAGAUCUAUGCACGUGUUUGAAGUAACGUGUGUUCAGCUUACUGUAUCAUUUUAAUCAUGGCACUUUAUAUAAAAGCGGCAGAGACUCUUGAGAAAGCGGAGCUGAAAAAGGGUGCAGUGAAAACUCUGGUUAAUGAGAGUAAAUUUCAAAAUAUCAAGCAGCUCUUUGCACUUGUGUGUGAGACACAGAAAUACUCAUCAGUUCUGCGGGAGAUCAUCGACAGCACCAAGCUACUGAAAGAAACAAAACUUCGGAUUCAUUUGGCUAAGGUGCUGGUGUAUGACCUGCUCAUUGGUCACAGGGUGAAAUGUGGAGGCGCCUGGAAGACGAUGAUGUUGAAGCAUCGCUCCAGACUACAAGCUGCCCUGGCAAGAAUCAAAGUCAAGAGAAAAGUCAGUCGAAAUCAAGACCUGCUCUCUUCCAGUUUCCAGCAGACUCAGGAUGUAAUUCCACGCUAUGUGCGGGUGAACACUCUGAAAACAACUCUUGAUGAUGACAUUGACUAUUUAAAAAGAGAGAGAUUUUCAUAUAAAGGAACAGCAAGUCGGCUUGAGAAUCUUGAUUGUCUUUCUGGGAAGACGUUUCUGUGUGAUCUUCAUCUCCAAGAUCUUCUGGUUUUCAGUGCAAAAACAGACUUUCACAAUCACUUCCUUUAUAAAGCAGGACACAUUAUAUUGCAGGACAAGGCCAGCUGUCUUCCUGAUUUCCUCCUAAACCCCCGAGUUGGCAGCAACGUAAUUGAUGCUUGUGCAGCUCCAGGGAACAAAACCAGCCAUAAUGAAAAAUAAAGGGAAGUUGUUUGCAUUUGAUCUUGAUGCCAAAUGUCUGUCCACCAUGAGCACUCUUCUCCUUCGUGCCGGGGUCACAUG